UGAAUCAUUCUUGUAAAAGUGCUGGAAGAGUCUGGAAGUGUUGUUUUCGCUGUAGUCUGCUGGCUUAGACAGUUUUGUUCCAAAUUGUGCUAGAUCAUUUACUUGACCAGUCUGUUAUAUUGCUGAAAAAAGUAUUCGCUCUUGUGAAAUACUUUUAUAUAAAAGCCAAUGGUGUACUGAUCGUUGAUUUAAUAAAUCGUAACAUACAGUGGAAGAAAGACGAUUGCAGACUUUUGGAAAGUUGUUUUUGAAGGUCAGCUACGAAUAGAACCGUGACAUAUAUAUAUUGUUUCAUUGAUACUAUUCAAACUUUGAUUAACGUAACGAUUGUGCUGCAGAACAAGUGUGAAUUAAAUUUUGUCUAAAAGUUGGAAAGAAUCCAAAGUGCAAAAAACAAAAUGGUGUUUCCCGAUGCAUUGAAGGUGACGGUUCUGCGAGAAGCUGCGGGACAAGAAAAUUUUGUUCUGGUCGUCUCUCGCCAUAGGGAAGUUUGCCACAGUUUUGAGAACCUGAGAAAUGAAAUUGUAGCUCGCUGUCCGGGCUUGUUGCAGUCGGAUGAAAUUAAAUUUUUCUGGAUUGACGAUGAGGGUGACGAGAUUACCAUUAUUAACCAUGGGGAUUACUUUGAUUACAUGGAUUCGUGUAAUCAAAAUGGGCAAAAGCGCCGGAUUUACGCUAAGGGCCUAGCAAGACCUUCCUCGCAGACGGCUACGGUUUCAUUCGAGGAAACUCCAAUUGAAGAAGUUUCCGAAGCAAAGGUGGAACAAUCGGCUGCGGAAUCACUUCCUGACAACCUGCCGGUUCAUUCCAAUAUCGUUUGCGAUGUGUGUGAUGCUAUAAUCAAGGGCCAUCGGUAUAAAUGCAUGCAGUGCUUUAAUUAUGAUUUGUGUAUGCGCUGUGAGAGCCGCUAUCGGCACAAGGACCACAUGAUGAUUCGCAUCCCAACACCGGCUGCAGAUCGUCGGGCACCAUUCCGUUUGUUUGAAAAGUUGCGCAGCUACGUUGCCGAUGUUGGGGCUCCAGUUACACCACCGGCAACAGCACAUACACGCGACGAUGACUAUGAAAAUUGCAAACGCUCCAAGCGGCACCAUCGUAGAAACAGCAAAGAUCGUGAGGAAUCCCGGGAACGCCGUGAAGAAAAAGAACGCAAGGAGCGCAAGCAUCGUCGUGAACGUUCUGCGAAAUGUGCUGAGGAACGUCGCGGUGGACGCCACGGCCAUGGACAUCAUUUCAAUUUUUCCCAUUUGAUCAAUCAGGUUAUUGAUCCAGCAAAUAUAUCCGCAUUUUUAUCUGCUGAUGCCGCGGCGGCAGCGGCCGCUGCUGCUGCAGAAUCUGCUCAAGAAGCUGCACGUGCUAGUAUGGCAAAUUGUCCAUUGUUCACUUCGACAACUUCAACAAGUAAUGCUGGUACGACUUUCGUAACUUCUGCUUCAGCAUCAGCAUCCACCACUGCGCCGAAUGCAACGCACGUAAGUACUGAAAAUUCUGAAGAGGCUUCUGCUCCCUCCCCUACCAGUGAGGAACCUCAAGCCAAAAAAGCUGCAACUUCUUCGACCCCAAUGGACCAAGAAACGCGUCAACAAAGAGAUUUUGAUCUUUCCUGGUUGGCUCCAACACCGGAAAGCAUUCAGAAAAUAAAUCAAACUUUUUCAAAGAUUUUGGAUCCAUUGGGAAUGAAUAUUGAAAUUCGAAGUAACGGAACUGCUGCGAAACCUGCGCAGACUCAAACUCCAACUGAAGAGAAAAAAGAUAAAACCACAGAAACAGCUAACACACCAACAACAAGCACUCCAAGUCAGACUUCACCAGUUGUAACGGCGGUAACCAGUAAUAAAUCUACCGAAAUCGAUCCAAUUGCUGAACUGGAGCAAAAGUUACAAGCUGCUUUUCUGGCCGAGGCAUUGGGCCAAAAGAGUCAGGCAAUUGAGGCCGACUUAACGCACAGUGAUGAUGAUGAUGAUUCUUCGGUGAGCAGCGUUUCUUUGCUUAGCGAUAAUGAAGGUACUACAGAACAUGGAGAAACAGCAGAAAAGAAAUGGACGUUGGUUGAUUUACCCUGUGAUGAGGAGCAAGUUUACACAAAGCAACCAGAGGCAAUGUCUGCGGCGGCUAAAUCAGAUGCAGCUAUAAAAGCAGAAACUGUCUCCACUGUUCAACAAGAGACUUCAGCACUUGCAACUCCAUUGUCGGUUCCGGAAGCAACUUCGGCAUCCUCAGCUAGUCAUCAACCAGUAAAACAAAUUGACUAUGAACAGCUUGGUAAAGCUCUUAAGCAGCAUUUGAAGGCAGAAAAGAAAGCAGCUACAGCAUCACAACCUCCUUCCAAGGAAACCACCCCGCCGCCAAUGGUUUCUACUUCUCCAGUGUCGCUGCCGACUCGUACAGCAAUCCCACUGCCGCCUCCCCCGACUCAACCACAACCAAUUCACACCGCAAUUCCGCUCCCACCCGCAUCGACAGCUGGCCCGCAACAAGCUUCUCCAUCGAAAAUAGUUUACAGUUCGCGUCCCCACGUAAACCAUGCAAUACAUGCUAUGAUGGCUAUGGGCUUCAGCAAUGAGGGCGGCUGGCUGGCCCAACUAUUGGAGUCAGUCCACGGUGAUAUUCCUCGCGCACUGGACAUGUUGACGCCACAUAAAAUUAAUCCUUAAACUGUUGCACGAGGAGCUGCUUUUAUAAUACGAUUAUUUGCAAACAAAUGUGGUAGUGUGCAGUAACGAUAGCAAUAUAAAAACACACUUCUGAAUAACCAUAUAACACCCAUAAUUUUUAAUACAGAUAACGGUGAUAGUUGUUAGUUUGUAGGAGUUUAAUUUAUAAACAUUUUAGAAGCAAAACAAUUUGCAGGCCUAUACAUAGACAAACAGAUUAUUGGUCUGAUAUUUUGCAGAGCCUGCAAAAUCGAUAAGCUACUAAAUUGAUACAAUCUAGAGAGACAGAGAGAAUUCAAAGCCGUCAACCUGGUUACAAAUCGAAAAAAUCGAUUCGUAACUGAUGGAAUGUAACCUGCCGUUUUUGACAUAUGUAUUUGCAAGGUAAUUCAAAUAUGCGAUAAAUAUUAUAUUCAAGGAUAUGUAUUGUUAAAUACCCACGUAUGGUAGACUGUA
Molecule: messenger RNA, 3110 nt
Organism: Wyeomyia smithii (pitcher-plant mosquito)
Lineage: Eukaryota; Metazoa; Arthropoda; Insecta; Diptera; Culicidae
Gene: ref(2)P
Product: protein ref(2)P
Exons: 4
Coding region: 399-2654 (751 amino acids)
Biological process (GO): mitophagy; aggrephagy; endosome organization
Cellular component (GO): amphisome; aggresome
Molecular function (GO): K63-linked polyubiquitin modification-dependent protein binding; zinc ion binding; protein kinase C binding
Source: RefSeq, a predicted model, not a curated record